Messenger RNA from Eurytemora carolleeae, 1090 nucleotides. RefSeq lists its product as uncharacterized. The coding region runs from base 80 to 808 and encodes 242 amino acids. NCBI's taxonomy places the organism in Eukaryota, Metazoa, Arthropoda, Copepoda, Calanoida, Temoridae. The transcript is spliced from 10 exons. The record is from RefSeq and is a predicted model, not a curated record.
CACAGAUUAGUUUUUACGAGAUUAUUUUUUCAGACUCUACAGAAAAUAAUGUAAAUAAAAACAACACAGUCUACAGAGCAUGUUUGAUUUCCGAGUAUUGUGGAUGUUGUGCCAGGUUUGCUGGGCGCUUCCAUUAGAUUUGAAAGAUUCUGCGAAUGAUCUUCAUGAUUAUGAGGAAAAUCCAGUCCAAGAACUUGAGAGGUUGAAGCGAGGGCCCCCAAUGUUUGAUCUACCCCGAACAUGGAGGGUUAAAAAACUGGAUAAUUCAAUCAAUCAGGAUACUCAAGACCUGCCUCCUCAGCCUGCAGAACUUGUUUCUGCAACCCUGAAAUCCCCAGGAAAGUUGACACUAGGGUCUGAGGAUAACUUGAACCUAGGAUCUAUGGGUCUAGAAAAGAGGUUGGAGGGUCAUAAGUUUACUCCAGGCUGGAGAAUAGGGAAACGAUCUGGAUAUGAAGCUUCAGGCAGGAGAAUGUUUGAUGAAAGUUUUGCAAAAAGGUCGUCUCCUCGCAGAGAAUCCGGACAAUUUGUUUGGGAUAAUAUUCUCAGAUCUCCACAGGGUUUCCGUUUUCAUGAUAAUUUUGGAGAUUACAGCCUCUCCUCCAGAUUUAAGAGAGAAAAAUUGAUGAGAACAGAAUUGAACUCAAUACCUUUAAUGGGGAAACGCCAAGAGUCUUCAGAUGCAGAUUUUUUAUCGCAAUCACCUCUGAUGCAAAGAGUUCCACGGGGGAGCGAGCAGACGCAGAGAAAUGCCGCAAUUCGAAAACAUCUAGAAGUUAUGAAAGCUAUUUAUAACACGAGAAUAUAAACUGAGCUCUACGACUGAUACACAACUAGACAACUAGACAACUAGACAACUAGACAACUCAAGAUUACAUAAGACCUAACGGACAAUUGAAAUCACGAAAAGACAAAAUGGACAAAAUACUCACAAAGACAAAACAUGUUCUUACUUAAGAAUAUUAACUAAUAUGUUAUUAAAAAAACUUUAUUUUAUUUCAUUAUAUAUAUAUGUUUAAUUGUGAUUACUUAUCAAUACACUGCCGUGAUUAAAGCUGAAACAUUGUUACAAAUAAAUUAUUUAAUUAUU